GCCAGCCGCCCGCUCGCAUUCACUGAACAGCAUUUAAAGUAGUUACACGCUAGUUCCUGUGGCGUAGUGAGAGUAACCAAUCGUUAGUCCAAGAGUUGAAGUACAGCAAACUAAGCAGAAGAAAGUAGUUCUUUCUAGUGUAAAAAAGUGUUCAAGUUUCAUCAAAUUUAUCGAAUAGAACAAAGAUGGCAGCCAAAGCACCAGCAGUCGGAAUCGAUCUCGGCACCACCUACAGUUGUGUUGGAGUUUUCCAGCAUGGCAAGGUCGAAAUCAUCGCCAACGACCAGGGUAACCGGACGACACCGUCCUACGUGGCGUUCACCGACACAGAGCGUCUGAUCGGCGAUGCUGCCAAGAAUCAAGUUGCAAUGAACCCGACCAACACAAUCUUCGACGCCAAGCGUCUGAUUGGACGCAAGUUCGAUGAUCCGACCGUACAGGCCGACAUGAAACACUGGCCAUUCGAUGUGAUCUCGGUCGAGGGUAAGCCAAAGAUUCAAGUUGAAUACAAGGGCGAAACAAAGAACUUCUUCCCGGAGGAAAUCAGUUCCAUGGUGCUGACCAAAAUGAAGGAAACCGCUGAAGCCUAUCUGGGUAAGACGGUGACAAAUGCCGUCAUCACUGUGCCUGCUUACUUCAAUGAUUCGCAGCGUCAGGCCACCAAGGAUGCCGGAACGAUUUCCGGUUUGAACGUGCUGCGUAUCAUCAACGAACCGACCGCCGCUGCCAUCGCUUAUGGUCUCGAUAAGAAAACAGCCGGCGAGCGGAACGUGUUGAUCUUUGACUUGGGCGGCGGUACCUUCGAUGUGUCCAUUCUGUCGAUCGACGAUGGUAUCUUCGAAGUCAAGUCCACCGCUGGUGAUACUCAUCUUGGUGGUGAGGACUUCGACAAUCGUCUGGUGAAUCACUUUGCUACGGAAUUCAAGCGUAAGCACAAGAAGGAUCUGUCAACCAACAAGCGUGCCUUGCGUCGUCUACGAACGGCUUGCGAGCGGGCGAAACGUACUCUGUCGUCAUCGACUCAGGCAAGCAUUGAGAUUGAUUCACUGUUCGAGGGUACCGAUUUCUACACCUCGAUCACCCGUGCCCGUUUCGAGGAACUGAACUCGGAUUUGUUCCGUUCCACCAUGGAACCGGUUGAGAAGGCCAUCCGAGAUGCUAAGAUGGACAAAGCAGGCAUUCACGAUAUUGUCUUGGUCGGUGGAUCGACCCGUAUCCCGAAGGUACAGAAGUUGCUUCAGGACUUCUUCAAUGGCAAGGAACUGAACAAGUCGAUUAAUCCCGAUGAGGCCGUUGCUUAUGGUGCUGCCGUUCAGGCAGCUAUUUUGCACGGUGACAAGUCCGAGGAAGUACAAGAUCUACUGCUGCUCGAUGUCACUCCACUGUCGCUCGGUAUCGAAACCGCUGGAGGUGUGAUGAGCGUUCUGAUCAAGCGUAACACUACCAUUCCUACCAAGCAAACCCAAACCUUCACCACCUACUCGGACAAUCAGCCUGGUGUACUGAUUCAGGUGUUCGAAGGUGAACGUGCCAUGACUAAGGACAAUAAUUUGCUCGGAAAGUUCGAACUUUCUGGCAUUCCCCCAGCACCACGUGGCGUUCCCCAGAUUGAAGUUACCUUCGAUAUCGAUGCUAACGGUAUUCUGAAUGUAACAGCAUUGGAAAAAUCUACGAACAAGGAGAACAAGAUCACCAUCACCAACGACAAGGGUCGUCUGAGCAAAGAGGACAUUGAGCGAAUGGUGAAUGAAGCGGAGAAGUACCGAACGGAGGACGAGAAGCAAAAGGAAACCAUUUCCGCCAAGAACGCUCUGGAAUCGUACUGCUUCAACAUGAAGGCAACCAUGGAAGACGACAAGCUGAAGGACAAAAUCAGCGACAGCGACAAGACCCUCAUCAUGGAUAAGUGCAACGACACCAUCAAGUGGUUGGAUGCUAAUCAACUGGCGGAGAAGGAAGAAUACGAGCACCGACAGAAGGAGCUGGAAUCCGUCUGCAACCCAAUCAUUACCAAACUGUACCAGAGUGCUGGCGGUGCCCCCGGUGGCAUGCCUGGAUUCCCAGGUGGUGCUCCGGGAGCUGGCGGUGCUGCCCCUGGCGCAGGAGCUGGUACCGGAUCCGGACCAACUAUCGAGGAAGUUGAUUAAAUGCCUUCAUAACGUUCACAUUUUAAGAGAAAUAAAACACUCCAAAAUGAGUUGAUACAGAAAAUAA
Malaya genurostris is the source of this 2214-nucleotide messenger RNA. Its product is annotated as heat shock 70 kDa protein cognate 4. The transcript is spliced from 2 exons. Gene Ontology annotation, biological process: vesicle-mediated transport; cellular response to unfolded protein; protein refolding. Gene Ontology annotation, molecular function: ATP-dependent protein folding chaperone; misfolded protein binding; ATP hydrolysis activity. Gene Ontology annotation, cellular component: nucleus; cytosol; plasma membrane. The coding region runs from base 186 to 2147 and encodes 653 amino acids. The record is from RefSeq and is a predicted model, not a curated record. NCBI's taxonomy places the organism in Eukaryota, Metazoa, Arthropoda, Insecta, Diptera, Culicidae.